Ostrinia nubilalis (European corn borer) is the source of this 1626-nucleotide messenger RNA. It is a transcript of the gene Vha36-1, whose product is annotated as V-type proton ATPase subunit D. The coding region runs from base 88 to 828 and encodes 246 amino acids. Gene Ontology annotation, molecular function: proton-transporting ATPase activity, rotational mechanism. The transcript is spliced from 7 exons. The record is from RefSeq and is a predicted model, not a curated record. Gene Ontology annotation, cellular component: proton-transporting V-type ATPase complex. NCBI's taxonomy places the organism in Eukaryota, Metazoa, Arthropoda, Insecta, Lepidoptera, Crambidae.
UAUCAUCUAUUGCUGUCAUCAGGUGAUCGGGAUUGUGAGCUAAAAAUCCUGAAUUUGGGAUAAAACGCAAAUAAAUCUUAACUAAAAAUGUCAGGAAAAGAUAGAUUAGCGAUUUUCCCUUCUCGGGGUGCUCAGAUGUUGAUGAAAGCUCGUUUGGCUGGAGCACAAAAAGGCCAUGGACUCUUGAAGAAGAAGGCUGAUGCCUUACAAGUCAGGUUUCGUAUGAUCCUGAGCAAAAUUAUUGAGACAAAAACCCUUAUGGGUGAAGUGAUGAAAGAAGCUGCGUUUUCACUGGCCGAAGCUAAGUUUACGACUGGUGACUUCAAUCAAGUGGUGCUACAGAAUGUCACCAAGGCUCAGAUCAAGAUCCGCUCCAAAAAGGACAAUGUUGCUGGUGUGACACUCCCAAUCUUCGAGUCGUACCAGGAUGGCUCAGACACAUACGAACUGGCCGGAUUGGCCCGUGGUGGUCAACAACUGGCCAAGCUGAAGAAGAACUUCCAGAGUGCUGUCAAACUGCUAGUAGAGCUGGCUUCUUUGCAGACCUCAUUCGUGACCCUGGAUGAGGUCAUCAAGAUCACCAACAGGCGUGUGAAUGCUAUUGAGCACGUGAUCAUCCCACGACUGGAGCGCACCCUAGCGUACAUCAUCUCCGAGCUUGACGAGCUGGAGCGUGAGGAGUUCUACCGGCUGAAGAAGAUCCAGGACAAGAAGAAGAUCAUCAAGGAUAAGGCAGAAGCUAAAAAAGCCGCCCUCCGGCUGGCUGAGAGUGACGUGCGCGGUAUAGCCAACCUCCUCGAUGAGGGUGACGAGGACCUGCUGUUCUAGGCCGCUCGUGCGGUGUCGUGAGAAAAGCCGCACUGAAGGCCGCCGGAAUCGACCAAAGCGACUCUUCCAAUCUUCUCGAUGACACCGAGAACGACAUCCUGUUCUAGACCCCAUAUAGUUCACAAAUAUUCUUUAGUAGACGUGCAGUCAAGUUCCUUCAUAACACGCGAUGUAGGUCAAGUGUGAAAAAAUCGUCGUAACAACGUAUGUGAACGAGUACGUUGGCAACUGCACUGUAAGGUCAAUGUAGAGUUUUAAGGAUAUUAAAGGAUAUUAUGCCUCUAAUGUAUUAAAUUGUUAUCAACGAAUGUUGCAGUUGAGUGUGACAGACUUUUCUUGAGUGUUUAACCCCCAAUAUUUUCGGUCUCGAAAAAUGGCUUAAUGAAUUUGAGAUCCAAUUAGUUUACUUAACCACUUGACUGCACGAACGUAGGUAUACAGUGUUCAGUAACGUUGUAAAUACUGUAUUGUUGUCAAUGUUAAAGUGUUAAAUCGCGCUUGGAUAUUUAACUUUUCUCUGUAUAACGUUUGAAGUGCAAUGGUAUUAUUAACUAAGUAUUUUCAAUGGACGAUGUCCUCGCUUAGGUAUGAAAGCAUUCCAUCAUAUUUCGUUCUUCAAUAGGCGGUAAUAGAUGAAUUCAUAGCGCUUUAUGAUGCAUAAGUUCUGAAUAAGUACACCCAAAAUGUUAUAGUUUUUUUGAAAUGUUGUUUGGUAUAUAACUAUAUAUUUUAAGUAAGCAAUCAUGUAAAUACAAGUUUGUGAAGCGAAAUAUUAAAAAUAUUAUUAUAACUAUUGAA